CUUUGUUACAGAAAAAAAAAGAAAGGGAUAUGAACUUUGUCAAUAAGCGAUAUCAAAUUUUAAUCACCAUACAAAGGUACCCUCAAUCGUUUCUCAAGUUAUCCUCAAAUUUUCUUGAAUCUUAAGCAAUUUCGUAGAGAGAAAAGAAAAAUUAUAACCACAGUCCUCCAGUUAUCAUGUAUACAUCUUCGAUAUCAUCCAACGCAAAAGUGGAUGUGUUCAUAAAUUUCGGAGGAGAAGUUCGUGGGGGAUUUCUAAGCCAUCUGAGGCAUGCGCUUGCUCGACAAAGCAUAAAAUGUUUUAUAGACGACGAAGAGACGGAGAGGACGGAGACAAGGAAGCAUGUUCCAGCCAAGGUCCUUCAUGCUAUCUCGGAGUCUAAAGUAGCAGUGGUUGUGUUAUCUGAGAACUAUGCCUCCUCUUCCUGGUGUUUAAACGAGCUGGUGGAGAUUAUGAAGGCAAAAUCGAUGAUGGUUCCGGUCUACUACGAGGUGGAUAUAUCGGAUGUCCAAUAUCUGAAAGGCAGUUUCGGGGAGGAUGUAAGGAGGCAUGGUCAAUCAGAGAAUUUGGAGACCAUGAAGAAGUGGGAAGCGUGCUUGACCAAAUUAACCGACACCAAACCAAAUUUUUCUUCUAAAUCUUCUUCGGAGGAUGAGGCGAAGCUGGUUCGAGAUAUUACACGUCACGUUUCUGGUUUGUUGUCAGAAUCUCGUCCCCACAAGGAGUUGCUUCGGGGUAAAGCGUGCGAGUCUACUAGUAGGAUGACUUCUUGGAGUCGACGAGUCUCUAUAUCUGGGAAAUCCAACAGCCUCAUCGCAAUGGAUCGCCAAACAGACUCAAUAUAUGAAAUAUUGAAGUUAAAAUCUACUAGCGAAGUUCGUGUGAUUGGUAUUACAGGUGUGGCAGGAAUUGGCAAAACGACUAUUGCAAGGCAUCUUUACAAGAAACUAUCUUUGGCUUUCGAAGAUCCGUGUUUUUUCGAAGAUGAAAGUUCAGGAGCUGGGAUUAGCAAAUCAAGUAGAGAAGAUUAUAUCGACCAGAAAUUAUCCGCAGCUUGUCACCAGAAUCAUUAUUCUCUUGAAACCUCGAGGAACUUGCAUGAUCAAGGCCACGACCUUUCUGCACAGGAAGAGCUACUUUCUCCAGAAAGUCUUAAGCGAAAAGCAACUGAGACACUGCGUUGCAACUUCGGCUCUGGCGAUAGCAAAAGGACAAAGAUUGGCCACAACCAAACUCUUAUCAUAGUUGAUGACAUAGGGAUCGAGGAAUUAGAGAAGGUCAUGGAGGGUGUGAAUCGUCUCUGUCCAGGAAGUAGAGUUAUAGUAACCACAGAAGACAAGAGUUUGCUCUUAUCACGUGGAGUUGAACAUGUCUACGAAAUGGACUGUCUAAAAUACGACGAAGCUCUUGAGCUCUUCAGUGAAUGCGCUUUCCAGAAGCAGUAUCCUCCAGCAAAUUUCGAGCAGCUCUCGGUCCUUGCAGUCGAACUAACCGGCUGUCUUCCUUUGGGCCUUAAAUUACUUGGCUCUUUUCUACGUGACAAAACUCAAAAGGAAUGGGAAUGUGAAAUCCAGAGGGUCCAGGCAAGACAAGAAGUAGAUUGUGUUAAACUACCAAAGCUUAAAGCACAAGGCAGACCCAAAGAGGGUAAGGAAUGCAGAGGCUCGAAACCACAACAGAAAGAAAAGAUAAAAGCCAUUGCCAAAAUAUUUAUUUCGAAGCUCAAUGAACAACGUAAGCACAGCCAGGAAGGCAUACCGCAUGCUGGCCGAGCAAAGAAGAGUGCGAAUCUCUGAGUUCAGAGGCUCGAAACAAAAAAAACAUACGCCACUGAUUGAAGAUUAUCCCACAAGGCAUACCACAUCACCAGGACUUGUUUCUAUUGUAUAUAUUGUUUGUAUGAUAUCAUGUAAAGCUCAAAUAGGUAAACUCAUUACCGUUUUAUGUAUGUUAAACAGCUCCAUGCUUUUUCAAGAAUAUAUAAGUAAACUUGUUAUUUCGUUCAAAA
Messenger RNA from Raphanus sativus (radish), 2008 nucleotides. RefSeq names its product disease resistance protein CHS1. Lineage: Eukaryota; Viridiplantae; Streptophyta; Magnoliopsida; Brassicales; Brassicaceae. The coding region runs from base 177 to 1796 and encodes 539 amino acids. Gene Ontology annotation, biological process: signal transduction; defense response. Gene Ontology annotation, molecular function: ADP binding. The transcript has 2 exons. The record is from RefSeq and is a predicted model, not a curated record.